CGAUUAAAUUUCCUGUGAGAAGAUUUUGCAAGAUCCGUCGUAUGUGAAGUAUCGUGCCUCGAACUAUUUUCAGGUUUUGAAGACAUUUGGUUCCCUGAAACUAGCUUAACUCUUCGUUAAACAGUCUGUACUAGCCUUCCAGGAAUGGGGUGCUGUUUCAGUGGCGAGGAGAGAACUGAUGGCUCUGUAAGUGAGGUUUUCAUGUUUCUUUUUCGUGUAGGAUCGAUUUGUCAUGUGACUGUCAGUCUUUUUCGGGGCCUGAGAAUCGAAUAUUAUUUUUUUCGCCUUCUUUGUAGAUUUCUUUAUAUCUUUUCUACAGGUAUAUGUAUUGUGCCUGUGUGAUUAUUCGUGUAGUUUGGAACCUCUGCUGUCUGUCGUCUGAUUAUCGUAACGUACAUUGUAAUAAUGCAAAUUGAUCAAAAGAUCCUAAUAAACUUUAGCCGAAACUUAACUGAGCUGAUCUGUAUUUUCUAAUCAUAGUGAGGUGAUUAUGAUAGAAAGCACUGUUAGAAAAAAAUUCAAUAGUUUACGUCAUUGGGUCAACAAUCACUCAGUGAUUACAAUAUUAUACUCUUUAUAAGUGAUCUGAUCAGGUCUGCCUCUUCGAAUUAGGUAAUUAAAAUAGCAGCGUAUAAAUCUUACUAGGCUAAAAUGUACCUGAUUGUAAAGUUAUUCAAGAGAUUGACUUAUCUACAAAAUUGAUGUGUAUUUUCUGCAGAGGCAAGCAACUGAGAGAGAUCCAUUACUAGGAGGAACAUCAACACCAAUUACCAAUGGACAGAGACCAGUGUGAGUUGAUUAUUUCGCAUUUGCUAUUAUUUUGUAUGAUGCCACUUAGCUGCUUAGGCCAGGGAGGAAAGAUAGGAGGUCUUGUGACCAUCUAAGUAUUGUCUCAUUGCAAUAUUUCAAGGUUAGAGAACCUCCAAAAGCACAGUGUUUUUAUUUAAUUGGCAUACCUUUUAGCUCAAAGUACAGUCAACUCUUGCCCUGCAGACACCUUGCUAUUACAGACACCCUGCCAUUGUGGACAAGAGCCAACCCCCUUCCCUCUCCUCAGCAAAAUGCAUAAGGAAGUGACUGAAAUAAACUCCUGUUAUUUCAGUUUCUCGCUAUCACAAAAAGGCAGACACUUUUAUGCCCUCCAGCACAGUAUUUCAUUUGUAUUUUCUUUCUCUGUUCUGGACACUUGAGAAACUCAUCCAAAACCUGACUCACACAUUAUAAAGCAACAUUAAAAUAACAAAAGAAAUCAUUUUUUAAAAUGGGUGCAAACAGGAGAAUUUCCUGCUUGCAGCAGCCAGAUCUUUUUCCAGUUUAUAAGGUGACAUUUAAAAAUAUAUGUUCGCUUAGUUACUUAUUAUUUCAUAUGUUUAGAGACAAAACAAUUGUUUUUCUCUCGUACCCCACUAUUAUGGACUCUCAAUCUCCUCUCUGAGGGUGUCCAAAAUAACAGGAGUUGACUGUUUAAGGUUUUACCUUUAAUGUCACCCUCAAUCUCUCUGAUGAAUAUUUCUAUCCAGUUCAGCAAGGGAAUGAGCUACAUUUGUAAUUAGCCUAUGUAUAGCUGUACCCUCCCAUCCAAGAUGAAACAAAGGCCAGGGAACGUCUACGUAAACCUGGCACUAAUCGUGUUCAGUGAUGUCACUCUAAUUUAUCCAAAAUAAUGUCACCUGAUAAAUUUUUUUUGCAAAGUUGCUCUUGUUAGUGUGAAGGUUAUCAGAGUCUUAUUGAGAUAAACAACAACAACGAAGUGAAUUCAUUUUUCAUUUUUCAGGUAAAUUUGCAAUUUAGGGUCCAAGUACAAAUAUAAACUUUGCUUUAGGAUAUAGGAAAAGAUUAUGAACAAUUUUUUAGCAAGAAGGCAACGAAGUUUGAUUAGCAUCACGCUUAUGAAACUUGAUUUCAACAUCCACGCGGUUUCUGCUUGUACUUGUAAACAGUAUCAUGGUUGUUGCAAAAAGUUGGAACAUUUGCUGCAAAAUUUCAAGGUUUCUACAUAUUUCUAUGAGAGAUAGUUACACUGCAAGGGUGAAGAAGGAGUGGCUCUUUUCUCUUUUGAAAGAAAAGCUGCAAGAAACAACCAGCUUUAACCCUUUACUCUCUAACAUCAGUAUGCAUAUUCUCCAUACCACUCCCUAGACAUUUCCCAGGUUCUGACAAGGAGAAUUUGUUCAGCAAUCAAGAGCUUCUUUAGUUGGUGAUCAUCUCCUUUAUUCUCAUGACCUUAAUGUUUAAUUCAGGGAAGUUAUUGCAUGGAGAAAUUAGAUGUUAGUCAGUCUUAGGGGUAAAACAGUUAAUGUUUAAUAGCUUCACAGCACCAUUCACAAAGAGACCAAUUUCACAAUAGACAUAGAGACUGGUUUUCUUCUUGAGAAGAGAGGUGAUCAAUCACUGGCACUGCUUGAUAUAUUAAAGAAUUCUCUAUAGCCACAUUCAUUAAAGGCUAUAGUAUAAUAGCCGAAAGCUUAUAUUUUAAAACCUUUUUAACCAGAGAACGUUUCUUACCUUUUUUACUUUCUCUAUAGCCAGUUGGUAACAAAACAGAAACAUUGUUACCUUUGAAAAACAUAUCUAUGGCUUUCUGCUGUUCUUCUUGAAAUGUCUCUGGCCCAAAAGUCAUGCUAACUUGCCUUAAAACCUCAUCGUAGAUGGCUGUUGUCUGAGAAGUUGUCUCUGAAAGCAUUUUUUUAACCAUCUUGUUUGCAGUGUUCUCCUUUUCAGGCAGUAACCAGUAACAUUCACUGUCUGUAGUACCUCUUAUUACUGUUUAAAAUUGCUUGGAAUUCUUGAAAUUCAACAGGUAAAAGGAUUGCUUUAUCGGUUUGAAAAUUUAUUUUACCUGUCAUGCUUAAAAUAAGGGAGAACACUGUGUUUGCUAACUAGUGUGAAAAUAAAUUACCAACUUUAGCCAAUCAGAAUUGAAUCAAUGUGCUCUGUGAGCAAACUUGCGAAUUGACAGAUGACUAACAUGAUUUUGUGGAUUAUGUUUAAUGUUAUCUGGUUUAGUGAAUUUGUGGUUGAUUGUCACAUUUAGAGUAUGAGCAGUAGUUCAGUGUUCGCUAAUGUAGCAAAGAAACAAAGUAACGUUGGGAUAAGAAGGCAUUACAAUUGAAAUGAUCAUGCUAUUACAUUUGACAAGGGUGGAUGAUGGUAUGUGUUUUAAACAUGUAUCAUUUUUGUUUCUGGUUCAAAAGGAAAGGUUGGAAGUAAAUAUGGGUGAAAAGUGAAAUUUACUGUCUAUCAUUGUAAAUAUUGGAAAAUCACGUCAAUACUGUCUUAAUGACAACAUUAAUGAUUCCCUCUUUAUCAAAUGAGACAAACAGGAAUGAGUUUUGAGUGCUAUAACUAAGCCCAGACUGCCACCGUCAUUUUGGAUUUUAAUUUUGUGAAAAACUAAGGUUGUUCUCAUUUCAGUGUGAAUCCUCACACACCUGCCAGUCACUGGCACUGCUUAUUGAAACUAAAACGAAAAAAAAAUCCUUUUAAGAUUAUCAUUGGCUUCUUUUUCACCCCACCACUAUUCUUAGCAAUAAAGGUUGCCAUUUUGUUUGUUUAUUACUUGCCAAAAACUAUCAAAUGCACUUAAAAGCCUAAAAUCAAAAAAAAGUUUUCAGGAAUCGAUUGAGCGAGCAAGCGAGUGCCAUUCUCUACAUCAUAUUUACAACUCGCUCUUGCACAUGCACACAAUUCACGAGUUAAAAAAGAAUUGGCAAAAGGGGUUAACCAAUAAACAGUCAUUAUAUUUUUCUUUUUUCGCAAAAGAGGGACAUCAUGGAACACAAUAAGUGUUAGGUUUGCAUAGACAUUUCCUUGCCUCCAUUUCACCUGGGGGGUGGAGGGUAUGGCUACAUUUGUUAUAUGAGCCUAGAAAUUUGGGUCUUUAUCAAGAGGAGACUUAGUUGUUCACCUUUCUCACUAAUUUUUAUGAAUUUAAAAUAUCUUGUCGUCUUUUUUUUUUCUGGAAUUGCUGAAUGAGCAGAGUUCCAAAACACAAUCACAAAACUUCUCUGGUGGGAACUUAUUAAAAGACAUGUGAAACCCAAACAAAAAAAUAAAACAUGUCCACCCAUUCAAGUAAAUUUAUGUUACUUUAUUUGUUGUAUGGUGAAAUUUACUUGUAACCUAAACUCUAUGUACACUGAACUUAACCCAGUUUAUCUGGCUUGCAUCUUAAUACAACAGGCAUGGAACAUUACAGAUUCAAUGAUAUAUUAAGUAACUUAAUUGUUUUAAGAAUGCUUGCAAUUGAGAGGACCAGUUAGCACUUAUACUAGUUAACAAUAAACAACUGAAACAUUCAUGUUAUUCUUAGUCUGUGACUUGGUUUCAUUUUCAGUGAUGAUGUACUCAACCAUAGUUCUGGCCCAAUAUCCAAGACAGAUGAACAAUCAUUAUUAAGCAGAAUACUUCAUCAAACUGCACAGUAUGUAAUUUUUCUUGUUAUAAUCAUCUGUCAUCAAACUGAAUGAGUAUGAAUCUUGUGUUUGCACAUUGGAGGGUUGUACAUGGCUAUAAGAGCUGGGAACUGGUUUACUUGCCUGGCUAGUUGUUGUAAAGGAUUUUGUUGGUCACUCAAUCAGCCUUGAAGCCAAGACUAUGUCAAAAGGAUAAUUUAACCAUUCAAAAUUUUGCUUAUUAUAUCAGCCAUUAAGCCAAGACUCUCUGAGGAAGAUUAAUGAGUACAAAUUGAUUAAUUCUAUGAAUGUAAAGCUUUCUGUACAAACACCAUCUUAUAUUUAACCACUGUAUCAUCCUGUUUCAAAGUUGGUGAAAACCAGAAACUUGAUUUCAGUUCUCCAUGGGAUACCAUCAAUAUUGUCACAAGACACACGUUACCUGACUGUACAGCUUAACCCUUUCACUCCCAAGAUCUCUUUACUAAUUCUCUCUACUUUCUGCCAUAGAAUUUGUUAUGAUGUUAGUUUGGAGAAUUUGGUUUACACCCAAUAAUCCUGAAAAAAAAUUUUUUUGUGAUUCUCCUCACUUAUCUGCUUGAUAUUGUAUUGAUAUUUUAAGGAGAUAUUCUCUCAUGGGAGUCUAAGGGUUAGAUAUGACAUAAAAUUGUUUGAAAUUUUCACAGUCAAGGAUGAAAUGAAGAAAAAAUUUGAACUUGAAUGAUAUGAGUCUUGCCUCCUCUUGCUUUGAAUGGAAACAGAGCCUGUACAACUUAAGGAUUUGAAUUGUCAGGUGAUCCUCAGAACAUAAUCAUGUGACACAUGCAAACUAAUAACAUUACUUAUGUUGCAGCAAAGUCAUAGAUGUCUCCUCAACGGAACCUCACAGUAUAGAAAGAACAGAAUACAUGGAAAGAUCCAGACAGUACAUGUAAGUGUAUUGACACUGAAAACAAAACAGUAUCAUUGGACAUUCUGAUAAUGAAGGGACCGAAGCAAUUUUGGUGCGUUGAAAUACAUGGAUCCGUUCAUAUAAAUACGGCUGAAUUUGACAAUGCUUAAUGCAUAAAAUAUUUUUAGAUGAUCUUAAAAUUUUCUCAGUUGAAUUAAGUGUACAACAAUGAUAAUACCUGCAAUUGCAAAAAAUGUAAAGUAAACUCAACUCUGCCCAGUGCUCAGUCACUGGGCUAUAAUAAGAUGAUUCUUUUGUUGUUUUUUGUAAAUUGGCUUCUGUAAAGAGUUUCUUAAGCUGACAUUCAAGCAUUAGUACUUCCCUCUGCAGUUAUUUUAACACUUAGGUUAUAUUGAUAGAAUUAUGCGCCCAAAAUUAACCCUUUAACCUCUAAGAGUGAAAGAAAACAAGGCAGAACCUCACAGAAACUCACAGAACUGUUGCAAGGGUAGUAAAUCACACAUUGAUGUCAUGAGAAUAAAGGAAAUGGUCACCAACUAAGGAAACUCUUGAUUAGUUGACUAAUUCUCCUUUUCAGCACCUUAGUAAAUGUAUAAAGAACAGUAUGGAGAAUAUGAAUACUGAUGUUAGAGUGUAAAGGGUUAAUAUUGAUCUUUCACUAAGAAAACUCUAGUUAGCCAAGAAAAUUAUCUUGAAGGGUGAAAUGUGAACUCUGUAGAAUGAGUAAAUAACAAUUACAUUUGACAAGAGCUGAUUAUGCAAAAGCCCUAGUGACAUUGGCACAUUGGAUUUAGUCUGAGUCUCCAUGACCAUCUGACCAUGCAGCCACAGUUCUUGUUAACCUUUCACAAAUGUUAUUGGGCUUCCAGGUCAAAAUUAUCUGCUGUUAAUGGUUCAGCGCUACAUAACGGUUCCAAUCUUCCUGGUGGAGUGAAGGCACCUUCGUCAGUGUUAGCUAGUGAACCAAUACCACAAGGAGAUGUAGCAUUUGUAAGUGUUUGAUUACUGUUGAAGAAUCAGAUGGCCAAAUCAUGUUUUUGUGUCCUGAACUAAUUGAAACCAUCCUGUCAUUGCAAAAAAACUCUCUAUGGCAUAGUGCUAGCAUGUUGCAAAUCCAGGAAUCAGCUGGUAAGAUUAAGUCUGCUUGUGGGAACAGUACUGGAAAAAAAAAGGGAUUGUCAAAAUUAUAAGGAAUAUUAAGAAAUGGACACCAGAACUGUAUUUGUUAACCCACUUAAAUACUUCUCCCUCCUGAAAAAUUCAAGUCGUUUAAAACAUACAUGUAUACAUGUACUAUCUUUGAAAGGAGGUAGAAUGGAAUUGUAACAACCUAUUUUUCUUUUGAAGAAUGGUUAUAAAAUCUAAAGAGCAAAAAACACAGAGGUUUUAAUGAAAGGGGGUUACUGACAGUCUACCGCCACCUGUAAGACUUCUCACCACUGUCUUAGUACAAAGCAGACUGCAUUUCUCUUUACAACCACCUACAUUUGUAUCACACUAUCACCAGCCACAUGUGGAAAAAUUUACUGUAACCCCGAUGUUUUUUUUAACCAAAUCUUACGUUGAGAUUUUGAGAACUUUUACAGUCAUGUUUUGGUAUCAAUUUCCCUCUAAAGCAGAGAGUUCUUAUUCUCAGUGGUAGUGUUACCAUUUUUAUUUCUUAUUGGAAUCUGUGAAAUGAAACAAAACAUGAAAAAAACAAUGUUGUUUAAUUUCAGGCAAUCCAAGCAGCCAAAGGAGCAGAUGCAUCAUUGUCUGGGUUCCAUGUUGAACAUAGAGAUGCCCUUGUGGUACAGUUUGAAUCAUCUUAGGAAUUUCUGAUGUUGUAGAGAAUGAAAUAUUUAUUGAAAUUGAACCUUCCAUUAUUGUGCCUACCAGUAAUUACGAGUAAUUUCCAGAGCAACUUACAUCAAAAGAUAAGUAAAAACAGUAGAAGGAGCAUGGGAACAACUUUGGUUGAGCCUCCACAGCCUCCUGCCUCUCAGCUGCACCUCUUGCCACUCCCAUAGGGGCAAUGAAAACUAGUCCCAUGGAAUUUUUGCUGAACAGUAAUAGAUUUGAAACUGAUAGGAGUAGGUGCAGGACUUAAACAAAAAUUUGUCAAUAAGUAAACAAGAUGUUGCAAUCAAAGUGACUAUAAUUAUGGAUAUUUAAUUCAGAGAGUAAUUCUUAAUUGAUUGUCAAAAUACCUGUAGGCAGGGUGUGGGUUGGUUUUGCUUUACUCUACUCUGCAUUUUGGUACAGGAAACUUGCAUUGCUUUUUCAACUGAGCAUAUUCAAUAUUUAAUGGAAAAAUAUCUUGCUUACACUGAAUUUUCCUGCACUUUAAAUUUGUUAAACUUUUUGCUCUUAUUCCUCAAAGCAAUUUUGUUCUUUUUGAAUUUGAUUACAUGUACUUGAUCUUCAUUGUACAACACCAACCUGAAAGGCAUUCUGCUCUUAUUUUAUGGGAUAAGAUUUUGAACAUGGUAAGGAAACCUUUUGGAACUUUUCAUGUGGUAAAAAUGUGACUCAUGAAAAGUUCAAAUUGCAAAGCAGGUUGGGAAGGAGGUGGGGUGACGAAGGGAGAGAAGUGGAGGGGAGGGGAAAGGGGAGUGUGUCUCACAGCUCAAAAAAGAUGGAAAAGAUGUAAACUUCAAGCCUCAGUGUGUUAUUGAAAUGUAUUUUAUGAGUAUAUCACUGAAAAUUACUUCAUAGGAUUUAGCAUGUCACACCUGGGAAUUGAUAUGCCGUGUUCAGUAAUGAGUGAUGCUACGUUGUUGUCUUAGUAAAUGUUUCCAGGUAUUUCUUAAUUAAACUCAAAGCAAAAAUAGCAAAGAAAAAAAGAUGUAAGCUAUCAAAGAUAGUUUAGAGAGGUAUUCCGAUUUUCAAAAACAUCUAACAAUUUCCUGCUUGUAAAAGCAUCCUUUUUUUUUAUCCAUCAACUCUCUGAGGUAAAGUAACUUCCAUGUGGCUUCUAAUAAUUUUAAUAAAAAAUCCUUCAAAUUGGUGAUCAGAGUAAGCAGAAUUACAAACAAAGUGUUUUCCUUAGAGAACAUCAUACGGUCCUAUCUUAUUUACAAGGACAUGUGUGGCAGUAGGGAAGGGAAAGUCAUCAAUCUCAUUCUAUGAUUUUAAGGGUUACUGCAGAGCUUGCCUGGAUGUCAGGGACCAGAGGAUUUUGGUUGUAUUGCUGUAAAAUUUACUUGAUCCCCCUCCUCUCUCAGGUGAUAAAUAAUGACUGGUCUUAGAAGGGGUGGGGGGGUACUUGUGCAAAUCUACUAGAGUUGGUUUGCCAUCUUUCUCAUCUGUUCACCUUGGAAUCAUAACAUGUCAUUUCCUGUACCCAUUUCAAACCUGGUUACUAAAAUCCAUACGGUGCUACUUAUAGUCAGACCAUAAUCUUAAACUAUACCCUUUUGGGGCACCACUCACCCCUUUCCCUACCUCCCUUUCCCACCCCUCCCUUUCUUCCUCUUACCCCCCCCCCCUUCAUACUCAUGUUAUCUGAGUGCAAUAGGAUACUUUUUGAUUUACCCUGAUACUAUAUAAAAUAUGCUGGAAUCAGCUUGCAUAAUCAAUCUUUUUACAUGAAAACGUUAAUAUGAAUAAGGUUGUAAACCAAUCUCUGCAGCGGCGCAUUUUUACAUAGUGGGAUCCUUGUGUAGGAUUCUCAUUUAAACUUUGAAAACUGUAGAGUUAGGUGUAACUUAUACUGUUCAUAGAUUAUUUUGAUUAAAAAAAUCACACAUGGAACGAUGCGUGUACGUUUUUUUUCCUUUCUAUUUUUGGUUUGUUUAUUUUUUUUUUUUUGUCAUUGUCUCGUCCUUGUUGUUUUCCUUGUUGUUUUUUUCCUCUUAAAAGGCGGAAUAUUAUAAGGGUACAACUCAACUGGUCAAAUUAAUGAAAAGAUUCCUUGUAGGUGCUUAAUUCUGACGUAAGUAAAUUGUAGCAAGAAAGAGAGAGGAGAUAUAAAAUGAAAAGCACAAUAACCGUGUUACUCUCAGAGGUGAUUAGCAUAUAACUUCUCGCUAUAAUAAUAUCCAUACAUUAUCCAGCAAACAGUUAAUGAGAAUACUCAAACUUAACAGGUAGAAGUUGUUAUCCUAAUCGAACACCAAAUUCUAAUAUCUUAAUUAUGAGGAAAUGUCUCGCAGCUAGAGGGAAAAAUUAACUGUCAGAUCAUGCGGCUGGAAACACGUGCUCUGUUAGUUGUCUGUUCAGUUGGGAGGCGGGGCAACGUUGCAUGCACGAACUUCAAGUUCCAUGACUAAUUAGCUCUGUUGAUAUGAGAUCAAAUUCGUGUGUCAAAAGAACGGAAUUUUGCGCAAGGACUGAUUGAGUACAAAAAGGAAGAGGUGUCGGUUUAUUGGAAUGCACUCGUUUGAAAUUUUAAAAAGCUCCUCUGUGGAUAAGAGGCUCGUUUUUCAAUGGUGCAGUUGCGUUUGCAAGUGAGGUUUGGAAUUGUGAACUACUUCGUAAGUUGAAAAACAUCCAGCAGUCAAAGAAGAGGACGCACUCGGCAACUGAAGAAGCUACCACAAAAAUGGAAACUUCUUUGAGAAACGACCAGAAAACUCCGAAAAAUGCGACCGGAACAAAGCACGACUUUUCGUCGUCGGGCAGAACAAGUCCAGCUCAGGAACAACCUAAAGUUUCAACACCAGAUGGCAGUGAUGCUUCGCCUCAAAAGAGCCCAAGCUCAGCUAACAAGAUAAAGAGUUUCUUUCAGGAUUUACAGCGCGAGUCCCGCCACGCUCUGACGAACAAGAAAGCCAAAAUAAUCCAGUUGUGGGAAGGAAGAAGAUGGCGGCGAAUGAGCUUGGAAGAGGUUGAGCCUUUUGCUGAAAUGGAGGAAAAAGAAUUAUCAUGCUACGGAGAGACUGAGCGUUUGGGAUGCAACGCUAGUACAGAUGACAAUUCUUAUACGACCGGAGGACAUGUCGACGGCAUCAUGGUCGAAAAUCGCUGCUAA
Molecule: messenger RNA, 10261 nt
Organism: Pocillopora meandrina
Lineage: Eukaryota; Metazoa; Cnidaria; Anthozoa; Scleractinia; Pocilloporidae
Source: the annotation of a GenBank genome assembly